AUGAAUCAAAGCUAUCCGGCUUUCGUCAGCUUCCAUUCACUGAGUAAUUGCUUUGGGUAUGCUAAACUGCUGACAGCCAUCAAUGCCACUAAUGAUUUGUCAUUGGUCAACGAGAAAUUCAAUGGCCCCACCUUGGGAAGUUUUCGAAUGAGAAGCUGCGAAAAUCCGAACAUCUACUGUGAUCUUCAACUAUUCGGACAAUUACCAUUCACCAAUGUUUUUGUGAAUUCCGUCUUCGCGGAGGUCUCCGGAUUUCAGGAACGACAGGAGGUGAUCCUUGAAAAAAUAGCCAACAAAACCUAUUGUUCCUACAUCGAGGUUGCUCCAAGGACCGUCGACGACUACUCUGUCAUUGCUCAAUCACAAGCUACUAUCGAGAAUGAGUUUCUGAAUCAAAUCCGGCUGGUGUCUCAAAACAUGAUUAUCCCUCAUUUCCUAAGCCCCGGAGUGUAUGUGCAGUUUCGGAUUUUGAAUAUCGUGCCGGCUACCAGUAAUCCUGUGAUCCUAACUAAUCAAACUGAGCUACACGUGCAAACAGUCACCGAAGGAUCUCAAUCUGAUGAGAAAGCAACUAUGGCCAAAAAAGUGUCAAGUAUUGUCCAAGACUUGAGUACCCAGGCAUUUUUGUCAAACUAUGUGAUACAACUAGAGAAGACACCAGUUGUUGGGAGAGUGCUGCCUAGAAAAAUUGUGGAAUCUUGGUUAAAGACAGAUGUGGAUAAAAUCGACAAAAAUACGUUAUACAUUUCAGGAAAAGAAAACUGCCCAUAUCCUGAAAAAGGCAUAGUGGAAAUCCGCUCUCUUGUUCGUAAUGAACAACAAGAAUCUUGUCAAUUCUUCUACCUACACCGAACCAACACAACGACUCUAAAGAAAAAUGAUGAUGUGCUGAACGAUUCAUUGGCCCAUAUGUUCGACUCACUGCAGCUCACCAACCGCUAUCAUUGUGUUGAUGGAAGCGGAAGUUUGGAGCCAUAUGUGAAUGUGAAAAUUUAUGAGGUUCCUGAGGAUCGAAUCUGCACACUGAGAUAUUGCGAUGUGAUGAUGGAGAAGGAAACCUUCCAAUGGAUUGAAGAGUUCGAAAUGACAAAUCUUGUAACACAGUCACUACACGCCAAAGUUCAAGCAAAACCAAUUCUUCUAUCUGUAGAAGGAACAGAACUUGAUGUUUCUCUAGAUGACAAAGCGAUCCGUGUGAAAGUACUUCCAAGUAUCAAAGGAUUAGUGAAGCGGGUCACCGAGAGCACAUGCUUUUUGUUGGAUAUAACUACGGAGAUGAUAUACAAGGUAGGCAAAAUCACGGAUCCUAAACAAAAACUCAGCGAAUCCGAAGCAUCUAAACGUCGUCGUCGACGUCCAGACGAUUCGGAAACUCUGGAAACUCCAAAAACCGAGCCAACCAACGGAACGAAUCACAUUGAGAACUUUGGUCUGGUACAAUCGGAAAAUUUUGUGCAAAUUGGAAGCCACUCAAAAAUGCUGUCAGAAUUGGACAAAGUUUGUCGCAACGAAAAACGACACGUGAUGGUGUUAGGAGGGAAUGGAUCCGGAAAAACUACAUUCAUCAAAAAGUUGGCGAGACGACUUUCCUAUAACUCAUCUGUUACAUUUUGCAAAUUGAUACCUUGUGCACUAUUGAAAGGAAGAUCUGCUGACAUUAUAGAAAAACUAUUAAACGACACUAUGACAGAGCUAGAGGUCAAAAAGCCAUCGUGUCUUUUUCUGGACGAUUUUGAUGUGAUCCUGCCACAAAUCGAUCAGGAACAAAGGCACCUGGCAAUGGAGAAAGUUGUGUCAGGUUAG
Messenger RNA from Caenorhabditis briggsae, 1803 nucleotides. RefSeq names its product Protein CBR-PRX-1 (gene Cbr-prx-1). Gene Ontology annotation, biological process: peroxisome organization. Gene Ontology annotation, molecular function: ATP hydrolysis activity; ATP binding. The transcript is spliced from 14 exons. NCBI's taxonomy places the organism in Eukaryota, Metazoa, Nematoda, Chromadorea, Rhabditida, Rhabditidae. The record is from RefSeq and is a predicted model, not a curated record. Gene Ontology annotation, cellular component: peroxisome. The coding region runs from base 1 to 1803 and encodes 600 amino acids.